Chaetura pelagica (chimney swift) is the source of this 1110-nucleotide messenger RNA. RefSeq names its product REX4, RNA exonuclease 4 homolog (S. cerevisiae) (gene REXO4). Gene Ontology annotation, cellular component: nucleus. The annotation marks the transcript as partial. Lineage: Eukaryota; Metazoa; Chordata; Aves; Apodiformes; Apodidae. The transcript is spliced from 8 exons. The record is from RefSeq and is a predicted model, not a curated record. Gene Ontology annotation, molecular function: 3'-5' exonuclease activity; nucleic acid binding. Gene Ontology annotation, biological process: rRNA processing; DNA catabolic process.
GGGGGCAAAGGCCCCGGAGCGCCGGCCGCUCCUCCCCGCAGCCCCGGGGAGUUCUCGUGCAACUGGAAGGCGCUGCGGGAGCUACUGAAACAAAAGGCAAAUAGCUCCGGUGAGCCCCUCUCCACACUCAGCAAAAAGAAGCAGCCCCUGAAGGCAGGGAAGAGCCAAGAAGUCCCAGUGAUCAAUGGGAAUGGGGUGAAGGCCAAACCCACCCAAAGCACGGACAGUGGUUCUGCUCAAGACAGUCCUCCCAAGGCAACACCCAAGAGGGCUGCAACAGACAAGAGUUUAAGUGGCACCAAAAGCCACGGGAAAGGCUGCAAAGAGAAGAAGAAAAAUGGGAAUAUUUUACAGGAGAAAAGUGAUAUCAAACAUAAGAGGAGAAAAGCUGAAGAACACGUGGAGCAGCAACCCAAAGAGGCUGAAAUCUGGUUUGAUGAUGUCGAUCCAAAAGAUAUUGAAGCAGCAAUAGGACCUGAAGCAGCAAAAAUUGCUAGAAGAAAUCUAGGACUUGAAACAGAUGAAUCCAAAAAGGCUGUGGAACAGGUGCUAGUUAAUGAAAAUGCAUCUGAAGGGCUGACCCGGGCUGUAGCCAUGGACUGUGAGAUGGUGGGAGUGGGACCCAAGGGUGAGGACAGCAUCGUGGCUCGUGUGUCCAUCGUCAACCAGUUUGGGAAGUGCAUUUAUGACAAGUAUGUGAAGCCAACAGAAGAGGUGACAGAUUACAGGACAGCUGUCAGUGGCAUUCGCCCCGAGAAUAUAAAGACAGGUGAAGAUUUUAAAACAGUGCAGAAGGAGGUUGCUGAGAUCUUGAGUGGAAGGAUUUUAGUUGGUCAUGCUUUACGCAAUGAUCUAAAGGUCCUGUUUCUUGAUCAUCCUAAGAAGAAGAUACGUGACACACAAAAGUACAAGCCUUUCAGAGAGAGAGUCAAGACUGGCCGGCCAUCCCUGAAGCUGCUCUGUGAGAAGCUGCUUAACAUUCAAGUGCAGACAUCAGAGCACUGCUCGAUUCAGGAUGCACAAGCAGCUAUGAAACUGUACACCUUGGAGAAAAAGAAAUGGGAAGCUGCUCUUAAGAACAAACCUAACAACAAAAAAUGUAAAACCUGA